GCUGGAUAAAACCUAUGGAAACAUAAAACCCAAGGAUAAAACUUUGGGGACACAACAUAAAUCCAACGCUUCCAGUAGUAAAGGAGAGAAAAAUUGCGAAGACAGCAGCUACCCGAUCACAAAUGGCCUCCUCUAUCUCUAUCUGCAAUGUUUACCAGAUUAAGCCCACAAAUGCCCAAAAACUGAGAACGGUGCCGAGGAUUUUGGGUUAUUCGCAUUGUAAUUAUAUGGGAAAAGCACUGGUAUUUAAUCCGUUGCACACAAGAAGCAUUAGCUGUGUAGGGAUAGGUCACAUGAGGGUGAAAGUUCAAGCUAUCAGUGAUGGAGCAGGUAGCAGCAUCAGAGGAGCAGGGAGCAGGCAGUAUUCUUCUUCUUAUAAAGCGGAGAUUGCCAAGGCUGCCCCUGGAAGUGGAAAUCCUGGUGGGCAGCUCAUUGUAUUGGUUGCAGGUGCUGGGGUGGUCUUGGCUGUUGCUUUUGCUUUGUUUAAGGUUGCGGGGAAGAUGUUUAAAGUUGCAAUAUCCAAUGUGCCCUCUGUUGGCAUGCCUUCCGGUGGUGUUAAAGAUCCUUUAUCUGCUGGAGUCGAAGUUGCUAAACUUGAGAGGUUAUCCAGGGCCCGUCUCAAUGAUAUGGCAAGAGGGCUUCGUACAUUGAGAAUUGCUAAUAUGGCAGGUCAUAAUUUUGGUGACGAUGGAAUGAUAUUUUUGGCUGAAAGUUUAGCUUACAAUCAGGUUGCAGAGGAGGUGGACUUUUCGGCAAAUGGUAUAACUGCUAAGGGCUUGAAAGCACUUGCCGAUAUUCUUCCAAGAAAUGACACUUUAAAGAUAUUACAUCUUUCUGGCAAUCCAAUUGGUGAUGAGGGAGCUCAGGAACUGUCUGUUAUGCUAGAGAAGAAUUAUGGUCUCCAGAAGAUUUAUCUGAACAGUGCUAGUAUAGGAGAUGAGGGUGCCAAGGCACUUGCGGAAGUGCUGAAAAAGAACAGUUCCUUGUCGGUUAUACAACUCAACAACAACAUAAUUGAUUAUUCUGGAUUUGCAGCUCUGGCUGAAGCACUGCCUGCAAAUAAAUCAAUUCGAGCUAUACAUCUGAAUGGCAAUUAUGGUGGUGCUCUGGGAGCAGCUGCUUUUGGGAAAGGACUUGAAUUGAACAAAUCUUUGAUGGAAAUUCACCUACAUGGAAAUGGUAUUGGGAACGAGGGUGCUCGGAAAUUGAUGUCAGGAUUAAUAGCUCAUAAAGAUAUAAUUGGUACCAUUGACCUUGGAAACAAUGGCAUUGGUUCAAAGGGUGCAUUUCAUAUAGCGGAAUAUAUAAAGAAAUCAGACAGCUUAAUAUGGCUUAAUCUGUAUAUGAACGAUAUUGGUGAUGAGGGAGCUGAAAAAAUUGCGAAGGCUCUGAGGCGGAAUAGAAAAUUGGAAACUAUUGACUUGGGAGGAAAUAACAUUCAUGCUGAAGGUGUUAGUCACAUUGCAGAAAUGCUUAAAGACAACCAAGUCAUCAAGACGUUGGAGCUUAGCUACAAUCCAAUUGGUCCAGAUGGAAUAAAAAAUUUGAUGGAAGUUCUCAAAUUCAAUGGCAAUGUACAAAAUCUUAGAUUAGGAUGGUGCCAGAUAGGUGUGAAGGGUGCAGAAUAUAUAGCAGAAGCCUUGAAGUACAACACAACCAUUUCCACACUAGACCUUCGUGCCAAUGGUCUAGGUGAUGAUGGUGUGAUUGUCUUGGCUAGGAGCUUGAAGGUUCUCAACGAAGCUUUAACAUCUUUGGAUUUAGGAUUCAAUGAAAUCAGGGAUAAGGGAGCCUUUGCUCUGGCUCAGGCGCUAAAGGCUAAUGAAGAUCCCGCUCUGAAUUCAAUUAAUUUGUCAAGUAACUUCCUCACCAAAUUUGGACAGGUUGCUUUGACAGAAGCCAGGGACCAUAUAAGUGAAAUACACGAUGGUAGAGAGGUGAACAUAUAUUUCUAGUUCACAAAUUCAACAAUUUUGUAGAAUUUUUAAAGAGUUCUCUAGAAUUCAGAGUCCAUACAGUUCAAUUCAUGACAAUCUACAGCUGAAAGUUUAUCUGUAUCACAUUUUUGCUGUUAAUGCCUCAACUGAUGAAUUUAGGGAAUCUGGUUUUAUCCAAUUAUUCUUUUGCCGUUCUUUGCGGUUAAAAUAAUAACUUAAUAAAUUAGAUGGAUAUUCAUCUUGCAAGUUUAAAUCA
Cryptomeria japonica (Japanese cedar) is the source of this 2193-nucleotide messenger RNA. RefSeq lists its product as uncharacterized. Gene Ontology annotation, molecular function: GTPase activator activity; small GTPase binding. The record is from RefSeq and is a predicted model, not a curated record. Gene Ontology annotation, biological process: activation of GTPase activity; nucleocytoplasmic transport. Lineage: Eukaryota; Viridiplantae; Streptophyta; Pinopsida; Cupressales; Cupressaceae. The coding region runs from base 123 to 1955 and encodes 610 amino acids. The transcript is spliced from 18 exons. Gene Ontology annotation, cellular component: nucleus; perinuclear region of cytoplasm; cytosol.